Molecule: messenger RNA, 849 nt
Organism: Caenorhabditis remanei
Lineage: Eukaryota; Metazoa; Nematoda; Chromadorea; Rhabditida; Rhabditidae
Exons: 3
Coding region: 1-849 (282 amino acids)
Source: RefSeq, a predicted model, not a curated record
AUGUUGACAUAUGAAACUAUGGCGAUCUCAACAAUGAACCUCCAGCAACUUUGCCUUGAAUCGCAUAACCUUGAUAAGUCUGUUCCGCUUAAAAUUGUAAGAAAAGAUUGUCAGCCAAGUAAAGAAGCAUGCGAGCACUUUUUGGACAAGACCAAAGUCAUUAUACAAAGAUACUCGCAAUUAGCUGAUAGAAUCAGAGCAGAAGUUAUAGAAGAAAACAUGACGAAGGCUAUCGAAAAUUUCAAGGACGCAGUUUUAAAAAGAUUGGGGCUUCCAUUGGAAAUCUACCAACUGUUCAAGGUCCCAACGACACAUCAGUUCCUCCAGGAGUACCGAGCAAACAUCGGUAGGUCGAUGAAAGUUUUGCAAGACUGGCAAAACAAACGGCAAAUCUGGUCGGACAAACUGAAAAACAUUGAAGCGGAUUCGAAUGACAACGAGAGGAAAGCAAGUUUGGCUAGCGAUACUCAACUGGAACUGGAUUGUCUCACUUAUUUCGAAGUCAAGGAGUUGUGGAUAAAAGAAGGAAGAAGUCUAGUGGGAACUUGGAAUUGGUGGAAAAAUACGAUCCACCACAACUUUUAUCUCACUUUCAAAAUGUUCCAUUAUCAAUGGCCUGCUUGGUUGAAUCUGAAUGCAUUUCAAAAUCACGUAAACGCCUACAAUUUCAUUAAGAAUUCUUUGAACAGUCUUCGAUUUGACUGGAACUCAAUCCAAAGUGAUAACCCGGUCGCUCUGGUUUCGGAUUUCGACAGAGAAAUUGAAAAGAGCAGGGACAUGAUGAGUUCGUUUGGAUUUUCUGCACAAGUGGGACCUUUUCAGGAAGCAACAAUCGCCAUUGCGGAAUAG